GGGUGUGGGACCCGGAUGCUGAUGCGAGGAACCAGAACGGAGAAAAUAACGCUUUAAAACGCAAAUACCGUCAAGACACACAAGAUAUCAGCGAUCAGUGCGCAACGUAUACAUUUGCAUCAAAAACAUCAAAUCUCAUCCCCAAAAGUGUCCAGCGGGCGCGAGCGUGCGCGGGACCGGCGGAGAAGAGAAGGAUGAGGAUGAGGAUGCUGCGGUCUGAGCUCAACAUCAGCAGCACAGAUGAAACAGAUCGGGUAGAUCCGCUACAGUGAUGCGAGAGCGAGCAGCGCAACCUGGAUCUCCUCACAGUGACAUACACGAUCGGACUCACAUACACGAUAGCUAUGCUGCUAAAAUGAAUCGGGAUUAUAUUUACCUGUUUGUCUAACCGUAAAUGGUAAGAUUCUGGUUCCUUUACCUGUGAUUCAGGCCUAGCAAGUGUACUCUAGGCUUGAGUCCACUUAUACUGUAGUAUCCACUAGUAUAAGGAGGACUUUCUAAAUGGUGUUUGUUAUGAGGGGAUGGCCAGCUGGUAGAUACAUCUAGAAACACUGGUCAUAAGUCUACUAACCGCAGCUUAUCAAUACUGCACCUGGCUCUCUGUCAUGGCAUGCGCUGUGAAUUAGAAGUCUGAGGAGGGUGACUUUGAUUGGCAAAGCUAUGAAUUAGGCUGCUUUUAUGGACCUAACUCUAUCUUCACAUUGCCAUCUGUAUCUUUCCACUCUGUUACAUACAUGACUCACAGACAGUACCGGUCUGAAAGAUUUCAGAAUAUUUAACAGGCCCGUGUGACUGUUGCCGAGACAGAUUUUAGGGAAUCCCAAGCUCAGCAUGGAUAUAAUUCCGGGUUGUUGCAGACCCCUGCAAGACUAUUGUAGAAAAACUCAGCUCAGAAACAGUACGCUGUGAUAAUAUUGCAUGCAGUAGCAAGUUUAUCAGGAGCCAGGCCGCCACUAUGUCUAAGGAACUGUCAGUGACCCAGACAGCUCAGUAUGUGGGGCCGUAUCGACUCGAAAAGACUCUCGGGAAGGGCCAGACAGGUCUGGUGAAGCUUGGGAUUCACUGCAUCACUAGUCAAAAAGUAGCCAUCAAAAUAGUCAACCGAGAAAAGCUCUCAGAAUCUGUGUUGAUGAAGGUGGAGAGAGAAAUUGCUAUAUUAAAACUGAUCGAACAUCCACACGUGUUGAAACUCCACGAUGUUUAUGAGAAUAACAAAUACCUGUAUUUGGUAUUGGAGCAUGUUUCUGGUGGAGAGCUGUUUGACUAUUUGGUGAAGAAGGGCCGACUGACGCCUAAAGAGGCACGAAAGUUCUUCAGACAGAUCAUAUCUGCUUUGGACUUCUGUCAUAGUCACUCCAUAUGUCAUAGAGACUUAAAGCCAGAAAACCUUCUGCUGGAUGAGAGGAACAAUAUCAGGAUUGCUGACUUUGGCAUGGCCUCACUACAGGUGGGAGACAGUCUGCUAGAGACAAGCUGCGGAUCUCCUCAUUAUGCAUGUCCAGAAGUUAUCAGGGGUGAGAAAUAUGAUGGUCGACGGGCUGAUGUAUGGAGCUGUGGAGUCAUUCUCUUCGCUCUGCUAGUGGGCGCUCUGCCCUUCGACCACGAUAACCUGCGGCAGCUGCUGGAGAAGGUGAAGAGUGGAGUUUUCCACAUGCCCCAUUUCAUCCCACCCGACUGCCAGGCUCUGCUGCGGGGCAUGAUCGAGGUCGACCCUGAAAAAAGAUUCACGCUUGAGGCCAUCCAGACACACGCCUGGUAUCAAGCUGGACGCAAUGAGCCGUGUCCGGAGCAGCCGCCCCCGAGGCGUGUGUGUAUGGGCCGGAUCAUGUCUAUGACAGAGCUGGACCCGGAUGUGCUGGACAGCAUGUAUUCUCUGGGCUGUUUCAGGGACCGGGUUAAACUGGCUCAAGACCUGCAGCGUGAAGAAGAUAACCAAGAGAAGAUGAUCUAUUAUCUCCUGUUAGACCGUAAAGAGCGCUAUCCCAGCUAUGAGGACGAGGAUCUUCCUCCGAGAAAUGAGAUUGACCCUCCACGGAAGCGCGUAGACUCGCCCAUGCUGUCCCGUCACGGCCGCUGCCGGCCCGAACGGAAGAGUCUGGAGGUGCUGAGUGUGACGGAGCAGGGCUCUCCAACACCCCCACGCAGAGCGCUGGACACCUCCACGCACAGCCAAAGAUCUCGAUCUGUUAGUGGAGCAUCAACUGGCCUUUCGUCUAGUCCUCUGAGUAGUCCCAGGAGCCCUGUCUUUACCUUCAGCGAGCCAGAGGUAGUUGCCGCCACCAAAGCGGGAAGCGGCAGCACCGUCACUCGUCCCAAUCGAUCGCAUGAACCCAAAACGCAGACGCUUCCAUCUAAAAAUGCACCUGAACGCCCCCAACUCCAGUCCAUGAAGUCCCUCCCCCUGCCCGCCUCCACUUCCCGCUCUCCCUCCCCUUCUCCCCUCUUGUCACCCAUUCCCCGUUUCCUCUUCUUUCCUUCUCCAUCUGCGGUGCUGAAGUCGGUGACUAAAAGCUUGUAUCCCAUGUCUCAGGUCACCCCUCAGGGCUCUCCCCUGCCAACCCCCCUGGGUACCCCUGUGCAUCACCCCCACCCCCCCACCGCUACCCCACCCUCCUCCUCCUCUUCCUCUUCUUCCUCCCGAGCCGAGGGAGGGAACGUGGGCGUGGGCUCACUCUCCUUGACCCCACCCUCUAGUCCAGGGGGAGGCGGCGGCAUGGCGGCCAGUAGCUCCGCCCACUGGAGGACACGCCUCAACUCGCUGAAGAACAACCUGUUGGGGUCGCCGCGGUUCCACCGGCGCAAGCUGCAGGUGCCAACCACAGAGGACAUGUCCAGUUUAACACCAGAAUCCAGCCCAGAGCUGGCUAAAAGGUCCUGGUUUGGGAAUUUCAUCAGUUUGGAGAAAGAAGAGCAGAUCUUUGUGGUCAUCAGAGACAAACCUCUUAGUUCCAUUAAAGCUGAUAUCGUCCAUGCCUUCCUCUCUAUUCCCUCCCUCAGUCACAGCGUAAUCUCUCAGACGAGUUUCCGAGCAGAAUAUAAGACUUCCGGAGGUCCGUCUGUCUUCCAGAAGCCUGUCAAAUUCCAGGUAGACAUCUCCUUCUCUGAGGGGGAGAGAGAGCCGGAGCGGGAGAGAGAGAGGGAUGGACAGAAGGAUUUUGGAAUAUAUAGUGUAACUUUUAGCCUCAUAUCAGGUCCAAGUCGCAGAUUUAGAAGAGUUGUCGAAACGAUUCAAGCCCAGUUGCUCGGUGCUCAUGAUCAGUCCAUGACGCAAACUCAUUCAGCUUUCUUUUGCCUCACGCCAGAUGAGAAGAACGGUCGCCCUCCCAGAACGCCAACCAGACAAAACUCCCGGCGGUCCGAGGGCGGAGGCGAUCGGUGCGAGUGGGUGGAGCGCGGCGAGAGCGGGGUCUUACUCCAGCGCAGGGGUUCGGGGAAAGAAAGAACCCGCCUACUUUCCUCCAGUGGAACACAAUCACAGCCCUAAAUGAGAAAUAUUGUGAAUAAUCAGCAACCCAUCAAGAUAUUAGCCAUGAUAUGAGACAAAACUACUCAGACUUUCCUUUUCCCCUUCUCACUUCAGAACAGCAUGAUGGUAAAAUGUGUUUUUAAAGGAGCUUUUUGAAAGCCCAAUGAAACCAAAUACUGAUACACAAACGGUAAACGGCCUCUUUGCGCAAGAACACGGGACGCAACGAAGCGAAGAAACAUCUCCACUGAAAAAUACCGCCGCAUACACUUUUGAGAUCCGAGGAACACCUCUGAAAACGGUUUAAUCGGUCAUCCUGGACGAUGCUUUGAUUUAUGCUGUAUUUUCUCUCAUGUGAUUUGGAUGUAAUGUGCAAAACUUGAGUCUUAAGAGUUUAUAAUGACAUUCGUGAAAGGUUCCGGUUGUGGGUAGCACACCAUCUGUUCCUUACAGUCCUGCUAUCAGCAAUCGAGUAAUUAUAGCAACAGAGAUCUUAGUCCAAUUAGUGUGAAUUUUUAUCCUCCGAAUCAUGUUUUUAACAAAAAAAACAUUUAGAGAUCCAGAUCCAAAAGCUAUUAGCACCAAGAGUCUGCUCAGUCAUAUGCAAUAAAAAUCAAUAAGCUACAAAAGAUUCAGUUUAACAAAGCUGCACACGCUGAAUCUUUUAAAACAUGAUUACCUCUAUGAGCGGACAGACUCAUGACCGUAAAUAGUACCGUUGCUCACCAGCCCUUCGUCAUUAUCUACAGACAACUUCAUUUUCACUCUCUACACAAAUGCUGCAUGCUAAAUAACAUCCCCCCUCACAGCAAGCGUCUCCCCUAAUGACUGAAUGUGAUUGUAGAACAAUUCUGCGUGCGUUUACACGUCGAAAUCUGGCCUUUUGGCGGCGCAAAAACGCGAGACCGUCUGACUAAUGAACGAUUCCCACGACUGUUGUCUCCAACAAGAGUUCAGAUGUAACGUUUCCCCUUUAAAAGCCAAAGGGAAUGGGAAUCUCUCAAAAAAUGAAAAGGAUUUUCAUCCCAAUUCUCUGUUGCUGCAAGACUUGGUCGAAACAACCAAGUGAAUGUCGUUGACUAUUUUACUUAUGAAAAGAAUUAGUUUGUAUAUUAUUCUGGGAUUUUGAAAAAGAGUGGCCAUUAGGUGUAUAUAUCUGUGUUGGAAUGUUUGGGGUAUUAAAAAAUGCAUAUUUUGGGAGAGUACAAGACAGUGAGACCAUUAAAAACAUUUUUGGUUCCGUAAAAAAAAACUUUUUUUUUAAGUGCCCCUAUUAUGCUUUUUUUAACUAUUAUCUUUAUUGCGGUGUUUAAUACAGCUGUGCAGGACAAAUACAAUUAAUCUAGGAUAAAGUUAUUCUAAUUCUUAUUCUAUCCUAAAAAAAACAUUCUAGACUGCUGAAAUGAGUCGUCAGCAGUGUCGGGAAAGUUACUUUAAAAAAGUAAUUAGUUAUAGUUACUAGUUACUUCUCACAAAAAGUAACUGAGUUAGGCCCUGUUUACAUGAGAACGCUCGCGGGUGAAAACGUAAAAAUAUUUUAUCGGAUGUGCCUUUCGUUUACAC
Pimephales promelas (fathead minnow) is the source of this 5029-nucleotide messenger RNA. It is a transcript of the gene brsk1a, whose product is annotated as BR serine/threonine kinase 1a. The record is from RefSeq and is a predicted model, not a curated record. Gene Ontology annotation, biological process: protein phosphorylation; intracellular signal transduction. Lineage: Eukaryota; Metazoa; Chordata; Actinopteri; Cypriniformes; Leuciscidae. Gene Ontology annotation, molecular function: protein serine/threonine kinase activity; ATP binding. Gene Ontology annotation, cellular component: cytoplasm.